Messenger RNA from Hippocampus zosterae (dwarf seahorse), 4085 nucleotides. It is a transcript of the gene zbtb33, whose product is annotated as zinc finger and BTB domain containing 33. Gene Ontology annotation, biological process: regulation of transcription by RNA polymerase II. Gene Ontology annotation, molecular function: protein binding; DNA-binding transcription factor activity, RNA polymerase II-specific; RNA polymerase II cis-regulatory region sequence-specific DNA binding. The coding region runs from base 251 to 2107 and encodes 618 amino acids. The transcript has 2 exons. NCBI's taxonomy places the organism in Eukaryota, Metazoa, Chordata, Actinopteri, Syngnathiformes, Syngnathidae. The record is from RefSeq and is a predicted model, not a curated record.
CCGGAAGUUAUUUCAAACCGGAAAACGCAUGUGCUGUUUUAUAUAAUGUUUUAAAGAUAUUUUACUGUAUGCUGAAUUCAAAUAAAAUUCCGAAAUGAACGUUUUAAUGUCACGCAGUGGCGACUCCUCGUGGCUGUUGUGACAAUCACGUGACGACCCAGCUCUCCUCGUUUGGCAGGUGAAGCCCCUCUGCUCUUUGCCAUUGUGUAGCCAAGCGGCUAACGCAUUAGCGACGAUCGCUAUUUUCUUAAUGCGGGCGGAAAACGCACAAGGCGCAGACAUGCCAACUCUAAAGCUGAUCACAGCGAUGGACACGCAGUAUUCAGCCGCAUUGUUGAAGUCGAUGAAUGAGCAGCGCAAUACUGGAUUAUUUUGCGACGUUACAAUUAUUGUGCAAGACAAGAAGUUCCAUGCCCACAAAGCCAUCCUGUCUGCAUCGAGUACCUAUUUCCACCAGCUCUUUGUCGUCAGCGAGCAAGUCAUUGAACUUAACUUUCUUCGAGCGGAGAUCUUCGAGCACAUCAUCAAUUACAUUUACAGCUCCAAGAUUGUACGGAUUCGCUCUGACUUGCUGGAGGAGCUCAUGAGCGCCGGGCAGACACUCGGGGUGAAGUUCCUCGCGAAUUUGGCGACACCGCUAUCCCACGUUAGUGGGCUGCCUGGUUUGUCAAAGGAGGAAAACCUCCAAAGCCAAACAUCGUCAGGAAAAGAUAUGCCCAUCGUCUCAGAGUCCUAUUCCAUAUCUGCAGAGGAGUUCGAGCAGUCGAGCAACGUCUCGGAUCGAGGCGUGAACUCGGAUGACGAUGACGUCAUGUUUGUCUCAAAGACAGAUGCCAGAUCGCGAGCUGCCAAUCAGGAAACUUCAGGAGAUGCCAUUUAUGUUGAUGCGGUGAAAUCAGAAAAGGUUGAAGAGGUGCAAAGCAAAAAAUGCACAAGUGCAACAUUUAAAGAAGAAGCUCCCGCAGGGACGCAAGAAAUAAAGCUUCCCGACAGAAGCCCUCUGCGCAGUCCGGACAGCAGCUCCAAUAACGUGAAUUCCCCCACCAGAGUUUCCUCCGGAAGUACUCCAACGACGCCGGCUCAGACUAGCAGCUUAACCGCCGAGCUGACCAGUGCUUCUCAAUCGUCUGGAAAUGGCAACGUGAUGGAAAACAGUGACAUACUGGGUGUCCACAAAAAGCAAAUUUGCACUUCACCGCAGCAAGGGGAUUUCAAAAUUAGGCUGUUGGACAUCUCGGACAGCCCCCCGAGUCAAAGAAAUGUCGUCAAACCCACGGUAGCAACGACAAAGACGGUCACGCUCAAUGCAGCCACACAAAUCGAAUCCAUUUCCCCAGAUUGUAAAAUCUACGCCAACAUAGGAGAGAACACCUACGACAUUGUACCCGUUAAGGAAGAUCCAGGCGAGGGCGGCUCCAAGUCCAACAAAGGGAAGCGAUCCAUCCCGCAAAUACCUGAGAAUCUCAAGCCCUCACCUAACAAGAAAAAGUCAAAGUCAGAGUCCGAGGACCACUACGAGCUGAUCAUGGACGGCAAGACUUUCUACGUGUGCACCGUGUGCAAGCGUCCUUACGUGUGUCGGACUAGCCUCCGCCGCCACUUCAACACGCACUCAUGGGAAAGGAAGUACCCGUGCCGCUACUGUGACAAAGUCUUCGCCCUGGCCGAGUACAGGACUAAACACGAAAUUCAGCACACGGGCGAGCGGCGCUACCAGUGCCUGAUGUGCCAGGACACCUUCCUCAACUACCAACUGCUCUCCAACCACUGCAAGCAAGUCCAUAACGUGGACCCUAGCGGGAAGAAGGCCAAGGACGGCGAGGACAACAUUUACCGCCUGCUGCCCUGCAAGACGAUGCAGAUGAAGCCCAACUCGUGGAGCACAGACGGGCCGACCGCGCCGUUCAUCGGCGAGGACGGCGGCAUGCGCCACAUGGCUCACGGCCAGGAGGGUGUGCGUCCGCCCACCCAGGGCCAGGUUUUGAACUGGGACGACAUUUUUGACUUUGACGAACAAAUGAUGAUGGGCCGGCCCGGGCCGCCCAUCAACGUUAGCCCACCUGAGGGCAAGUCGGACUACAAUUUUAACGUUCCGGAGACGUAUUGAGCCGCGCUGGCCCGUGCCAUUACUCGUGCCUUUUUGGAGGGCUCCACUUGGACUUCCAUUCCUCCUGCGUGGAGCUUUCUUUUCUCCACGGUAGUCUGGAUGAACGAAUGUUCACACACGUGACCGCACCGCAUGCCAUUUGAAUCUGCAUCCAGAUCCCUGAUUAUCUGUAUUUUCAACAAGACUUUGAACAGCUGACAUUUAAUAGACAUCAAACGUGUUUGGUUUCUCUGUCACAGUGUUGAUCUUUGAUGCCUGAGUCCUGAACUUUAGGCCAUGUUUCCUAAACCAAUGUUUCCCAAUUUUAAUUAAACAAAGGCACAUACAUCCAAAAAGUUUGAGAAAAAAAAUUAUGACCUCGUCUCAACCGACUUAAAAACGUACUUGGUAUGCAAUCUGGGCAUGCUAGUUGAACCCAAAGCUAUUCUGUUGCGUAACUAGCAACGGAUGGUGACACAGAUUAUUUGUACUUUGUGGAAGAGCACUUAAUUUUCUGCUUGUCACUAUACGUCGCUGGCAUAGAUCGACGAACAAAGGCACAUUAUUUCGAUUGAGUAAUAAUUUUCUGACCAAUUAAUCAAAAUUACAUUGACCCUUUAAACUUAAUGGGUGAUUAAAAAAAUAAUAGCUGAAGUUUCAGCAGACAAAUAUUUCUGCGACGAUCACUCCACAUUCCCUCAUUGACAUUGCUCAUCUUUGCACAAGACAGUCUCCUUAUCUUAACCCUGGAGAACCCACAGGGUCAAAUUUGGCCUCUAUAAAUUCUGCUACUCAAAUGCUACCGUCAAAUCCCAAAGGGUCAAAUUUGGCCCUAAUCCUAAAUUAGGAUUAAAGUAGUGAAUAUUUGAAAAAAACAUACAGUAUAUGUUGGUGUUCAGUGAACAUAUAGCUGUCAUUUAAUGUGAAAUUCACCAUUUUCCAAAGAAGAAAAGGGGUCUCCAGGGUUAAAUACAUAUUUAGAUUGUUGGCAAGCCUGCACAUGGGUAUUGAAGGUAUUUAAAGUUGAGUCGGGCAGUUUAAAUCUCUGUCACCCUCCUUUCUCAAGCCCACACGAGUGAUAUGUGCUUUAGGGGAGUCAACCCUUAGAUCAGGAGUGCCCAACCAUUUUUGACCGAAGAUCUAGUUUUCAAGUAGCCAACUUUCUACGAUUGAACCGUAACUGACCAUACACGCAUGCCAUGAUGAACAACAGUCAUAAUUCAACUGAAAAGUAAACUAGAUACAAGACAAAACAUAGUUCUUAUUCCGGAGACCUGACGCAUGGAGGCAGGAAUGACCUUUUGCCACUUUCAGUGUAGAAACAUCACUAUUGUAGCUUUUAAAAUGUUUCUCCCGUCACUUUCCAUUCUUUCACAAUGCCGUUGCUGAAUUGCAGAUCAAACAAGAACUUGGAUGAGACUCAAACAACAAAUAGAUGUGUCUCAAGUUCUCUGAUCGCUAGCUGCAAUUGCAAACUGCUGACGACGAACAACUUUCUGUGAUGCAGACCAGGUGCCAGGUUUUGGUUUUGUUGUUGUUUUUUUGAGUGUGAAACUCAGGGGGAUGAUUAGGGUGUAGUGUACACAAAUACAAAAAAUAUAGAGACGCACAAAUCUUCGCGGGCAACCGGUCAACCACGAUCGACUGGUUGGGCACUCCUGACUUGGACCGUUGAUGGAAAGUUAGCACUUAGUAUUUAAUCAUUGGGGAGAGCUUCUUUUGUUGUCUUAGUUUGGACUCUUCAUUGACUUUUCACUGUGAGUGUCGUGGUGAUUAAAGAGGUAGCGCUGGCAGGGACAUUCUACGUGUAUGUCAACGACAAUAAACAGAUGAGCAUUGGUGUGUGUUUGAGAUGUACAGUCUAAAUUCUGUGUAAUGUCCUUUUUGUAGAACCAUGCUUGCUUUUCAUAUAGUAAUUGUUGUUGCUGUAUUAAAACUGUCCCUCUUCGUCGAUAUGAUUGGAAGUCGGAUGACAAUAAAUUAUUCUUUUACUGUUUUA